GAUUUUUCUUGUAACUGGAAUCCUCGGCAUCAAGUCAGCCAAGCAGAGAAAGAAAGUUAUAUUGACAUACAUGUCGAUGUGUAUUCUGAGUACCGUAGUUGCAGGCUUUGGGUUCAUGUAUCGAAUGAGUUACGCAAUCUGCCAGAGCUGGGCGUGUCACCACCCUCGGGUAUUCACAUCAAGACCCGUCGAUGAUCCAUUCCUUGUGACAAUGAUUAAAGGAGACCCUUACGGCUUCACCAAAAAUUGUACAACAUCAAUAAUUGUCAACAGCAUCAUCUCAACUGUAUUUUUCUGUCAUUUUGUUGCUGCAAUCUCGGGGUCGGUGGUAGCGUGUUGUGGUGGAAUUUGCUGCAACAAACCACAAGUGUUCGUUCCCAAAUCAAUUCUUCUCACAGAACACGAAAGCGUGCCAAUCAGGAAUCAGUAUUCAGCAAAAGACAGAGGUCAUGACCAGAAACGGUUGCUGAAUCCUCCUUCGUACAGCGGCGACGCGAAGAAGAAAGUAGUCAGUUUCAGCUGUAAAGAUCUCCCAUGAAAAGACUCUAGGCGCUUGACUGAACAGUAGAGGUCGCUCUUCAACAUCAUCGAAUUCGCUGUCGGAGCAACUUUGGAACUCUUCUCAUGCCGGUGUCGAUCUCAAAAUCAAAUUUGUGCUCAUCUUUGGGAUAAAUUUGUCGUCGGUCAAAAUUCUAUUGAUUCGCAACUUACAAGCUACUUCUAAUUCUGUUUUUGCCAUGACUAGUUAAACAGACCAAGGAAUAUGAAGAAAAGAAUUAUGUACCUGACUUAUGCUUGGAGUUUGUGUAUCAAACACAGAGGAUGAGACUGUGUACUAGGGGGCAUCUUUGGUAAUAAGAUAACCGAAAUCUCGAAAUGUUUGUUUGAGAUACUUCAACACGAAAGAAGAGAUUAUCCAAUGUAGAUUGCCAGUACGUUAAAAACAUACAUUCUCCGUUUUUUAAAUAACAUCUGAAGGUUUCAAAGGGCAAAGAAUGAAUCAACGUAUAGGAGCUUAACGGUACACUAUGCAUCUUUCUUGGACAUGAUCCUGAAAAGGUGUACCGUUAUCUUCGAUAUUUUUGAGGGAUUUUAUCUGUUGUGGUGUUUGCAUUAAAAAUGUGUUUUAUGUGUGUUUUCACCAGUUGGAUAAUUUUUCUAAUGUAGUUCAAAGCCAGAAACUCGAGUUAAAUAGACAAGAGGGAGUGUGAAAGUGUUGAGAUCAAGAAUUGUGGAUACAGCGUUGGAUCCAGGAUUGCCCAGGAGUAGGGCAAAAGGGAAACCACAAAAAAAAAAGAAAUGUCAUUCCAACACCUCCCCCCUCCCCUCAACACAAUUGACGGGGCCAAACAACUUGUACAUACAUUUCAUUGUCUAUUUAUAACAAUAAAAUCAAAAUUUUCUCCAGUCCCCCCCCCCCCCGACCUGCCAUCAUGGGUGUAUGUGCUGGGGCCGUCUUACAAAGAGUUGCGAUUGAUCCAAUCAAUUGCAGCUAUGGAAAGCCAGCAAAGUCAACCAAAAAAAUGCAUGUUUGCUAAAAAAAAUCUAGAUAUGAAUGUAUAUCCAUAAAUUCAUCGAUUUCUUGACAAUUUGGUGUGUUCUCCUUUGUUUACAAAGGACAUUUUGCAAAUUUCCUUUAGAAAAAAUUAUGACACUGAUGGAUUUCCAGUGUUACGAUUGAUUGGAUCAAUCGUAACUCUUUGUGAGACGGGGCCCUGAAAUCCACAUAAAUUCCUGACAAAAGGUCAGAUAUUUUGAAAAGUGCCAACGAAGGAGAAAACUAGAAUAUUUUAUGUAAAGUGACCUUUUUGAAAUGGAUACAAAAUUUAUAUAAAAAACAUUGAAGUGAUUUGAACAUUUUGGUAGAUAUACAGAUAUGCAGUUUCCAUUAUACUCUGUAUAUACUAUUACAUCAUUUUGAUGUAAACUCAUCAUACUUCCUUGGCCAAUUUUGGAACCCUUCCUAAAAUAAGUUCUGCCAUUUAGUGAUGAAGUGGUUGUAUCCGCUUAUUAAUGUUGUUAUUAAUUUACUGUUUUCAUAGUUAUGUACAUGCAGCUUUGUGUUUUGCACAUCUUCGGUGUCUACUCCUUUUACUACACCUUUUCAUAUCUAUAAGAGUUUAUAAAUCAUUUGUUUCAAAAAGAAUGCAAAAUGAUGACAAUCUCCAUCUCAUUUAUCAAUGAUUUGUUUGUAUCGAACAACUUAUCAUAAGAAAAUGAAUGUUUUAUUCACUUUACAUUUUAACUUAAUUCCUAUUUCAAAAUGUACAAAACUAAUCUUGUAUUUUUUUAGUUGUACAUUUUCAUUAUUUCCAUCACUGACUUGAUACUUAUACACUACAUGUAAUAUAUGGCUUAAAGUGAUUCAUCACAAAAACAAAUUUCAGCCUUGAAAUAUAAAUCAAUUCCUUUCACAGUGUCUUCAUAUACGUUUCAGGUGAUCUGAGAAAUUGUCCAAUGAAAAUCAUUCAUUUUUUUACAUAGUCAACACAACAGGUUUUUUUUUUUUUGGGGGGGGUUCAUUUUUUUUAAAUCUAUGGAACAAUGUAGAUGAAUCAGUCAGAAUGUACCAAUAUCUUGAAACGUUCUUUGUUUGUAAUGUGAAAAUCAUUUUGAAUUGAAGUACUUCAUUAAUUAUAUUUCAGUAAUUAUUCCCAGUCAGUAAUAAAUGAAAUCAACUCAAUGUAUGUUUUUAAGAGAAAAUUGAAAUUCUAUUUAAUCAACAGUACUUAAAUUUUAUCUGUACUGCACUGCUUUGUUUUCAUUGUACAAUUAUUUUCCCAUUACCUAUUCAUGAAUUAUCUUUACAUAAAUCUAAUUCUAUAAUGUAUUCUUAUCAAUGGUGUUUGUCAAGACAAUUCCAUUUUUUUUUAUGACCACCCUAUUCCAAUACUGAUGUGUGCUUUUUUAAUAUUGUAUAUUAUAUUUUAAUAUAUUUCAAUCUUUCAUUGCUAAUGUUUAAUUAA
Lytechinus pictus (painted urchin) is the source of this 2966-nucleotide messenger RNA. RefSeq lists its product as uncharacterized. NCBI's taxonomy places the organism in Eukaryota, Metazoa, Echinodermata, Echinoidea, Temnopleuroida, Toxopneustidae. The record is from RefSeq and is a predicted model, not a curated record. Bases 71 to 538 code for a protein of 155 amino acids. The transcript has 6 exons.